Molecule: messenger RNA, 1528 nt
Organism: Microplitis mediator
Lineage: Eukaryota; Metazoa; Arthropoda; Insecta; Hymenoptera; Braconidae
Product: RNA-binding protein NOB1
Exons: 3
Coding region: 119-1495 (458 amino acids)
Biological process (GO): maturation of SSU-rRNA; ribosomal small subunit biogenesis
Cellular component (GO): preribosome, small subunit precursor
Molecular function (GO): RNA endonuclease activity
Source: RefSeq, a predicted model, not a curated record
AAGUAGUGGGAGAAAAUAUUUAUGAUUCUUUUCCUUAACUUGCGGACUGGGCAAAAGCAAAACAAAGAGAGAGAUUUAAAUUUACAAACCACGUGCCGAUUUAAAAAAAUUAUAAAAAAUGUUCUCCAGCAAAGUUGAACACUUAAUAGUCGAUACUAGUGCAUUUAUUAAAAAUGUAUCACUACAGGAUAUUGCAAUUAAUGUAAUUACUGAAGAAAGUGUUACCGCAGAAGUUAAAAGUAAAAGACAAUUACGAAGAUUAGUUGCUCUUCCUUACAAUCUUGUGGUUAAAGAUGUGGAUCCUGAACACAUAAAAACUGUGACUGAAUUUUCAAAAAAAACUGGUGACUACAAAAGUCUAUCAUCAACAGAUAUCAAAGUAAUCGCGCUCACACUACAAUUAGAAAUUGAAAAAGUUGGUAAAGAUCAUAUCAAACUUGUCCCAGCAAUUGUCAAAACAGUACCAGCAGUUAAAUCAGAACCUCUAGCUCAUCCUAAAUGUAUUGCCGGGUUUUUCGUUCCUGACGGAAGUGAUGACGAAAGUGAUGAUGACAGUAAUCAAGGUGGUCAAUGUCAAUCUUUAAUAGAUCAAAUAAACAAUGCUGCAGCAGAUGAUGAACAAUCAAAACCAACAUCACCUGAUUCAAAUGACGACGACCCAAAAGAUGUUUCAGAGUUGGAUCAAUAUGACCCAGCAGACUUGGCGGAUAAAUUUAAAAAUUUAGACUGUACUGCUGAGGAAAUUGAACUGGAUGACAAAGAUCAUACUGUUGAUGAUAUUUUAGCACCAGUAAAAUCUGAAAGUGAUGAUGAUGAUGAUCAUGAUGAUGAUGAUGAUGAUGAAUCAGAAACAGCAACAGAAGAAGACAGCGAUGAUGAUGGUUGGAUAACUCCUAAUAAUCUCGCGGAAUCUAAAAAGCAAAUGAACUCCGAGACUUUAUCAGAGAAAUCAGUAGCAGUUGCAUGCAUGACAACAGAUUUUGCGAUGCAAAAUGUACUGAUGCAGAUGGGUCUCAAUGUUGCAGCUCUCGACGGUCGUAUUAUUAAACAAUUACGAACUUACAUCUUCCGUUGUUACGCUUGUUUCAAAAAAACAAGCCGUAUGGAUCAAGUAUUUUGCCCUAAUUGUGGAAUGAAGACGUUAAAAAAAGUUGCGGUAUCGCUAGAUGAAGAUGGCACUGAAAGGAUUCAUAUUAAUUAUCGAAAACCAUUGAGCACACGGGGAAAAAGAUUCUCAUUACCAACACCAAAAGGCGGUAAACAUGCCAACAAUCCUAUUCUUUGUGCAGAUCAACCUAUUCCGCAACAAAGAGUAACGAAAUUAGCACGAAUGAAAAAUAAUCCUCUUGAUGAUGAUUAUAUUGCUGGUUAUUCCCCAUUCGUUACAAGAGACGUUUUUUCAAAAUCAGCAAUGCUGGGGAUUAGAACUCAACAUUCAGAAAUAAAACAUUGGAUGAAAAAAAAUCCUAAUGAGUGUAGGAAGAAAAGAAAGUAAUUUAAUAAAUUUUUCUUCUAUAUUUCAAAAGUA